AUGCAGCAUAGCGACGCGUGGCUGGAACGUGUUCGCCAGGCCUGUGAGACCAGCCCCAAGGCCGAAACACAGCUGCUGGCCAUGCACCGGGGUCUUGCGGAUCAAGACAGUGCGAGUGUAUCGGUACCGUCGGCUGCCGACGGUAGCAGUGGUCAAGGGCAAACGUCUCACCGGAUAUAUCUCUUCAAGUGUGGAGAUAUCACCGACGUGCUUGAUCAGAGAGAAGACAUCCGGCUGAACCGUGCCGUUGUACACAACAUUAUAAUCGGCGCCCAUCUCAACAGCAGAGCAACGGGAGCUUUAUUGAUCGGCGCUCUCACGCAUUGGGUACCCCAGCUGGCCCUCGCGGCAGCAUUGGCCCUGACUGUGUUCGGGCCAUGGAGCUCCAUGACGCGAAGGGCAUCCUACUCGCCUACCGGAUUACCGAUCAGACCAGCGCAUUCACGAACAGUAGCAACUCGGCCACCACCAGUGCCGAGGGAGGUUGCCGCCAGACCCAGUGCCGGUCCCGGCCACGGUAAACGCCCAUCUGAGGCGGAGAUACGCGCCAUGCCCGACAGUCAGAUCAUCGGGCUGGGCACGCGGAGCCAGUUACCCCUCUACAGCCUUGAACGCGCUCUUCAAGACCCGCUCCGGGCCGUUAAGCUGCGGCGGCAGAUAGUCUCCCAGCACCAAGCCACCAGCGACAUCAAUUUCUCGGUGGAGGGCUCAGCGCUCCCGUACGAAGGGUACGACUACCAGUCGGUCCUUGGAGCCUGCUGCGAGAAUGUGAUCGGGUACAUGCCUAUUCCCCUGGGUGUGGCUGGUCCAAUCAAAGUCAACGGAAAGGCUGUGUUUCUCCCCAUGGCCACGACAGAGGGCGCGCUGGUUGCGAGCACAAACCGUGGCUGCAUGGCGAUCAAUGCAGGUGGAGGCGUGACCGCUCUAGUACUAGGCGAUGGCAUGGCCCGGGCGCCUAUCGUACAAUUUCCCAGUCUUGAGGAAGCCGGCGCUGCGAAACGAUGGCUCGACUCCGAAGCAGGCUUCCGCAUAAUUGAGGAGGCCUUCAAUGCAACCAGCCGCUUCGCCCGGCUGCAAAACGUCAGGGCAACGGUCGUUGGCUCUGACCUCUAUAUCCGGUUCACGGCCAGCACGGGAGACGCAAUGGGCAUGAACAUGAUCUCCAAAGGAGUGGAGCAGAUUCUGGAGGCAAUGAGAAAGCACGGAUUCGAGUCCAUGGAUAUCGUCUCGUUAUCAGGGAACUUCUGUGCGGAUAAAAAGCCGGCGGCCGUGAACUGGAUCGAGGGGCGAGGUAAGACCGUGAGCGCGCAGGCGACUAUUCCGGGACACGUGGUUCGAGAGACGCUCAAGACCAGUGUUGAAGCCCUCGUGGAACUCAAUGUGUCCAAGAACCUGGUUGGCAGUGCCGUUGCGGGGUCUCUAGGAGGAUUCAACGCCCAUGCUGCCAAUGUUGUCACUGCGAUUUAUCUUGCCACUGGCCAGGAUCCCGCACAGAAUGUGCAAAGCAGCAGCACUCUUACCGUGAUGAAAAAUGUGAAUGGUGAUUUGCAAAUCUCUGUUUUCAUGCCUUCAAUCGAAGUCGGUACUGUUGGGGGAGGGACAGUCCUGAGCCCACAAAAGGCAAUGCUAGGGAUGAUGGGUGUCCAAGGUGCCCACCCAGAGCAGCCAGGCAGAAACGCGCAGGAACUGGCCCUGCUGGUGGCGUCUGGCGUGCUGGCUGGAGAGCUCAGUCUUUGCUCUGCUCUUGCCGCGGGCUCCUUGGUACAAAGCCACUUGGCCCAUAACCGAAAGAAAGAAUGA
Aspergillus fischeri NRRL 181 is the source of this 1800-nucleotide messenger RNA. RefSeq names its product hydroxymethylglutaryl-CoA reductase. Gene Ontology annotation, cellular component: peroxisomal membrane; endoplasmic reticulum membrane. Gene Ontology annotation, biological process: ergosterol biosynthetic process; coenzyme A metabolic process; isoprenoid biosynthetic process. Gene Ontology annotation, molecular function: protein binding; hydroxymethylglutaryl-CoA reductase (NADPH) activity. The transcript has 2 exons. NCBI's taxonomy places the organism in Eukaryota, Fungi, Ascomycota, Eurotiomycetes, Eurotiales, Aspergillaceae. The record is from RefSeq and is a predicted model, not a curated record. The coding region runs from base 1 to 1800 and encodes 599 amino acids.